Messenger RNA from Quercus robur (English oak), 1529 nucleotides. Its product is annotated as E3 ubiquitin protein ligase DRIP2-like. The coding region runs from base 34 to 1278 and encodes 414 amino acids. The record is from RefSeq and is a predicted model, not a curated record. Lineage: Eukaryota; Viridiplantae; Streptophyta; Magnoliopsida; Fagales; Fagaceae. Gene Ontology annotation, molecular function: ubiquitin-protein transferase activity. The transcript has 7 exons.
AAGAACAAGAACAAGAACAAGAACAAGAAGAAGAUGACAAGCGAGAGAGAAGUAGCGAAGGUGCAGAGAGAGAAGCUAGCGGCAUGCAUGACUUGUCCUCUAUGCAAUAAGCUUUUCAUUGACGCCACCACCAUAUCUGAGUGCCUCCACACCUUUUGCAGGGGAUGCAUAUAUGAGAAGUUAACAGAUGAGGAAGUGAACUCCUGUCCAGUGUGCAAUAUAGAUUUAGGUUGCUCUCCACUAGAGAAACUAAGGACGGACCACAAUGUGCAAGAUUUAAGGGCUAAACUCUUCCCUUUAAAAAUAAAAAAGGCCGUGGCACCUGAAGCUGUGCCCUUAGUUCCAUUGCUAGGCAAAAGGAAAGAGAGAUCUCUGUCUUCAUUGGGGGUCAGUACACCAAGUUUAUCAGCCCAGUCUGGUCUGAUUGGAAGAAGAAUGAAAAGUGCUGCAAGAAAGCGUCAUUCUCUACAAGAAUCCACUCAUUCUGUUGACAGGCCUGUUAACGAAGUGGAAGAUGAUAAGACAAUGGAGGAUUCCCCUAAUUCUUCUAAUACUGAGUCUAAGCAACACAUGUCUAAUAAAGAUACAGAGGACCAUGCUAAACCAUGUGAAGGGAAAACUGACAUGUGGAAACCCUUGAAUGACCUGGUGGAAGCUGCAAGCAAAACAAGGCCUAGUAAGUUGACCAGGCAUGGGCCCAUGGACAAGCCAGUGCUGUCUGAUGGCCAUGACAAUGAAGCGCAUGUACCUAAAACCAAAAUUAAGGCACAUGGUAAUAAAUUAAAAGGCCAUGGAGAUGAAAAUGGCUCGACUCCUACACCAUCAGGUUCAAGGAAACCUAGAAAGGUGCAAGGUGUUCGACAAAGAAGAGCUGUCUCUAAGGGAUUGAAGUUGCCAGCACAAGCCAUGCUUAAAGCAAAUAGUAAACGUGACAGAAGAUUUAGUCCAAUUUGGUUCUCAUUAGUCACUUCUAAUGAUCAGGGACAAGAUGCACCGUUGCCACAGAUAUCCUCUUGCUACUUGAGGGUUAAGGAUGGUAGUUUACCCGUUUCAUUUAUCAAAAAGUAUCUUGCGCAAAAACUGCAUCUUGCUAGUGAGGCUGAGGUGGAGAUCUUGCUGCGGGGUCAGCCUGUGAAUUCUACACUGCAACUUCACAACUUGGUAGAUUUAUGGUUGCAGACAGCACCAUCAUCAGAAGGAAUAAAUACAUCUGUGGGCAGCUCUGCGAAGAAUUUUGUGAUGGUUCUGUCUUAUUGUCGAAAGGCCCAGCUAAAAUGAACAUGUUUCAAUGAUGCUUAGAGUCAGCUGUAUCCCAACAAUUAUCUCAGCCAAGGCAAUCUGAGGCAGCACAAAUCUUCCCAGCAUGCAUUUGCAUGGAAAAUCUUAAAUUCCCCUAUGUUUUAUUGCGUUCAGGCAUGCAUAUACAUGCUAUGUGGAUAUAUAUGCGCUUUCACUAUAGGAGUUUUUCUUGCUUUAUAAAACUUGCUCAUACUUAAAUGAAGUAAUAUAAGAUGUGAUGCUAGCUUAAA